CAGAAACUUAAGCUUACUGGAGUAAUAGGCUUCAAUGGAAAAGUUCAAAAUGGAUUCUUAGUACACCCUGAUCGUCAACACUUUGUCUUUUCUUUGGGAAGCAAUGUUGUAAUUGAGAAUAUCGGUAAUAAAGAACAAUACUUUCUGCAAGGGCACACAAAUAAUGUAGUGUGUAUUGACAUUAACAAGACGGGGACAUUUAUAGCUUCUGGCCAGGUCACUUAUAUGGGUUACAAAGCGGCAAUAAUUGUCUGGAACUAUGAAACAAAAGAUAAAUACGCGGAGUUUGUGUUGCAUAAAGUUAAAGUUCAAGCCCUGAGCUUCUCACCAAAUUCAAGUUACUUGGCAAGUCUUGGAGGUCAAGAUGAUGGAAGUGUUGUCAUUUGGUCAAUACCUAAAAAAGAGGCUAUAUGUGGAAGUCCAGCUCAGCCCCAGAGCGCUGGAGUUACACUUGCGCUUGCUUACGCCAACACAUGUGAAAAUACAUUCAUAACAGCUGGGGAAAACACAGUGCGAGUAUGGAAUCUGGACCUAGAAAACCGAAAAAUCAGGCCAACUGACUGUACACUGGGGCAGAUUAAGCGUACCAUUCAGUGUUUAUCUGUGUCUCAUAAUGACAAAGUGUUUUUUGCAGGCACUACAACUGGGGAUGUUUUGGCAAUUAGCAUGCAGCACUACCUACUUCAAGUUUUAGCGCCAGAAAAAGAUGGUUUCAGUUUGGGUGUCACCACACUAAGAACACUAAGGGAAUCGAUGCUAUUAGUUGGAACAGGAGACGGUGUGAUACAAGAACUUUGUUACACUUUUAAAAAGGGGCUCAGACGUUGUCUUCCAACCCUUAUAAAAACCAAUAAAAUGAAAAAGUUGCUAGGCAACGUGACAGCUAUCAGUCUUCGUGGUGAAGGACAUCAAUUUUUUGUUACAACUGAUAAAUGUCAUCUUUAUCGAUUCAAUUAUGCAGACUUCAAUCAUGAACUUAUCAAUACAUGCCAUAAUGCAGCUGUCAAUGACAUCAGAUUUCCUUAUAACUGUUCUGAACUCUUUGCAACUUGUGCAUACCAAGAUAUUCGCGUAUUUAACAAAAACAAUCAACAAGAACUUUUACGUAUCAGUAUACCUAAUAUGACGUGUUAUUGCAUAGAUCUACUGCACGAUGGAACGGCUAUUAUUUCAGGAUGGGACGAUAGUAAAAUAAGGGCAUUCUAUCCAGAGACAGGCAGAUUAAUGUACACUGUACAGAAUGCGCAUAAAAAAGGCGUCACAGCUGUGUGCACCACGUCAACAUGCGAUCGAAUAAUCAGUGGCGGUGGAGAAGGUCAAGUACGCGUUUGGGAUAUUAAAGAAAUUCGUCCAUCAAACAAUCAUUUAUACGGAAAUCGGCAUAAGCGGACAACAGAUAAAGCCGCUGGUGAUGGUUCUGCGGGUAUACCGGAGUCGACAUUCGCCAGUGUUCUUGUCGCUGCAAUGUAUGAGCAUACAAAUGCGGUUUCAUGCAUUCAAAUUAGCAAAGAUGAUAAAUCGUGUGUUUCUGCCUCAGCAGACUCCACUUGUAUUAUUUGGUGUUUACAGACAUUCCGAAGAAAACAGAUAAUUUUUUCGAAUACUCUGUUCCGGUGUAUUUGUUAUCAUCCGACAGAGUGUCAAAUCAUCACUUCUGGAACAGAUAGAAAAAUAGGCUAUUGGGAAGUAUACGAUGGUUCAAUGAUACGACAGUUGGAUGGUUCACGAUCAGGUUCAAUUAAUGGGAUGGAUAUAACAUCUGACGGUGACACAUUUGUCACCGGUGGAAAUGAUAAACUUGUCAAGGUUUGGAAGUACAAUGAAGGAGAAGUGACACAUGUCGGCUUGGGGCAUACCUCACCAAUUACACGGUUACGUAUAUCCCCAGAUCAGAAACAUGUGAUCACAGUCAGUGAAGAUGGAGCAAUUUAUAUCUGGGAAAUGCCUCCUCCUCCGACGGCGACGACGACAACAACAACAACGACGGAGACAACAGCCGUCAGCUAG
This is a messenger RNA of Trichobilharzia szidati, 2007 nucleotides long. The record is from the annotation of a GenBank genome assembly. Lineage: Eukaryota; Metazoa; Platyhelminthes; Trematoda; Strigeidida; Schistosomatidae.